Vespula vulgaris is the source of this 6374-nucleotide messenger RNA. Its product is annotated as Na(+)/H(+) exchange regulatory cofactor NHE-RF1. The record is from RefSeq and is a predicted model, not a curated record. Gene Ontology annotation, cellular component: apical plasma membrane. Gene Ontology annotation, molecular function: protein binding; protein-membrane adaptor activity. Gene Ontology annotation, biological process: protein localization to plasma membrane. The transcript is spliced from 3 exons. Bases 2599 to 3411 code for a protein of 270 amino acids. NCBI's taxonomy places the organism in Eukaryota, Metazoa, Arthropoda, Insecta, Hymenoptera, Vespidae.
CUCUAUUCUCCCUACUUUUCUUUUCUCUCUAGCACCGUUCGACUUUCAUCGGCUACUCUUCGUCGAGAGUUCGCUCUUAUCGGGAAGUUCGACGGGAUAAAACUUUUCUACGCGCGCACUACGUCGGUUACCGCCUCCGCUUGUACGCCCCUUGCCAACGAUAUCUCUCUCUCUCUCUCUCUCUCUCUGUCUCUCCGAGGCUGCGACGAAGAGAAGACGAAUCGCAUUCUUUAGCAUUCCCUCGCGAGUAAAAGUUCGAGCCGGUGGGUCAAAGUUCGUAAAAGAAGACCUAACCGUCGGUCGGUCAAAUGUCGUGCAGGUUGGAAGCGUGCAUUUUUCAACGCUCGAUGCGUCCAGCGACGUAGCAACGACGUCGCCUUAUAAGCGAAAGGAGUUGUCGGUCAAAUCGCGUUUUUAACGCGCGGAAACGACGAAACCCGAUCUAUCUCGGGUAUAAAAAUAUUUGGCAAGGUACGAGGGCUUGUCGCCGGUCGACUACGUUACUGAUCGAAGGGAGUUGGCGGUCCGUAGACGCGAACGAAAAGGGGAGCAACGCCGGGUCGCGUUAUACGAGCUUUCACACGACUAUUUUCUAUAGGGAUAUCAAGGCAUCGAGAAAACGGCGAAACCGUGCGGCCAUCUUGCACGAAGAAGAUCACCUACGUACGUAGAGACGCGUACUACACGUAUAUACGUACACGCGUAUGCCUACGAUAAUUGACGCUCGUCAUAUAUUCCUCGCUUCAAACUCGUGGCAAAAAACCUUUCUACUACGGUUCUCCGCAUCUCGAGCGUGAAACCGUUAGCUCGAAUCCGUCGACUCGUAGAGAGCUGAAAAUCUCUCCAAUAAAACAUGUUAUUACUACGAACGUUCGCUUCGCUAUUUUCCUUUUCUUUGGCAGAUACGCGUGUCGAUGCGACGUAUCGAGAUUGUUUACAUAUUUUUCUUCGCGAUUGUUUACAUACUUUUCGUUGUUCGGGUCGAACGUCGAGUGGCGUUUGAGGUCACCGAGAAGAAAUAAACGCGUCGAGAGAAUUGGAUAUCGCAUAACCCGUUAUCUACCGACGCAAGUAGGAAAUGUCGCGAAGACGUACGAAAGACGAAGAGAAUCACACGAAAGAAAAUCACGUAUGGUAGAAAAGAACGACGAUGCGUUUCUCUACGGUUCGUUGGCUCGUCCUUCUGGAGAGAAUUAGGCGCGCAUUUUCGAACGGUAAGCGCGGGAGAAGGAGCGCCGUCGUUCCUUUCUUUGCAACGAAACGAUCGGCGGAAACGCGAACGAUCUGAUCGUCCUUAGACGUCUCGAUGCGCGUUCGAUCGGAAACAGUCGACGGAGAACGAUGGAAACGUCACGUCGAACGAACGACAAGCCGUUGCUCGCGACAUCGAAGGAAGAGUCACCGCAAAGACGACGACGACGAUGGACGGCUUUCUAAACGCAUUCCACGAGCAACGUGGUCGUACUUGGGAGGUUUCGUCCGCCUACAUCGCGACGAGGACAAACGCGUAACUCGGCUUACGUGUUCCAUUAAUCGACUUUACGGAAACAAUGUCGGGUAGGUGCGAGCGACGAUUAAAGGUCGCGUCGCUCCUAAGCCCGGAAAGGCAUGGCAACGCGUUGCGCGAUUCGUUAAACACGUGUUAACGAAGCCAUGAUUCAUCGACCUCUACGGAGAUCGGCAACAGGUGUUCCCGCUGCGCAUUUCGCCUCCUUUUUAGGCCCAAAACACAAGCGACACGUCUAAACGCAGCAGCGGUGCAAGGCGUACCUGCGUCCGCGCAAAGUCCUUGGGAAGAUUCCCAUCGAACGAACGCUGCGAUCGACGAACGAAUUCCGAUUUCUCGCUCGAAGCUCGUUUUUUCUUCGGCACGUAUCGACGCGUAGAGCUAAGCCGCGUUUCCAUCGUUCGACAGGUAGGAGGAAGAAGUUCGCGAAGCUUCCUUCACCUGUCGCGCGAGGGCGGUAGACGCGACAGCGACGAAGACGUGCCUGCCAUCUUCGUCGAGAUCGUCUCUCUCUCUCGCUCGCUCGCUCGCUCGCUCGCUCGCUCGCUCCGGUCGUCGGCUCGACUCGCUCUUCGGUCGCGGGGAUCGGGAGAAAAGGAAGAGAGAAGAGAGCAGCACAGAGAAUCGAAGACGGGGCUCGUAGUUCGCUCGGCACGUAUUUUCCCCGUUCCGCGUCGAAUCGGCGUUCGCGGAUCGUCGCUUUUCCGUCCUUCGCCGUCGCUCGCUCCGUCUCCCUCCCCGCCCCGAGAGGCCCCGAACGGUCGCGAGAUGACGCGAUUGGUCCCUGCGAUCCCGCGUACGCGCGAACCGACCUUUAGUUCGUUCGCCGCCGAUCUCGCGUACGGUCGUACCUGUCGGUACCCGAUCGAGCGCUCGCCGGUUGGGAAGCAGUCGAUCCCAGUCGUUUUCGAUAGAUCGUCACGCGCGGUUCUCGUACGUGCCAGCGCCGAGAUACGAGAGAGGAGUCGGGGAGAGGAAGAAGGAAGAGGACGUGAAUCGAGAAUAGGAUAGAUCGCGCGAGUCGCGAGCGUGUCCGUUCGAGCCUCCUUCCGCGACCGGACAAUCUGGAAAGUCAAAGUGCUGGUCUCGAAAUGUCGUCCCUGAAGGGCGAUAAGACACCGUACGCGCGUCUUUGCCACAUCGUCAAGUGGGACGACUUUGACGGUUACGGCUUCAAUCUUCACGCGGAGAAAGGGAAGAACGGGCAGUACAUCGGUAAGGUGGACGAGGGUUCCCCGAGCCAAGCCGCUGGCUUGAAGCAAGGGGAUCGGAUCAUCGAGGUGAACGAGAUUAACAUAGCCAACGAGACUCACAAGCAGGUGGUCGAACGCAUCAAGGCGUUCCCGAACGAGACCAAGCUCCUGGUGCUCGAUCAGGAGGCUGACGAGCACUUCAGGGCUAACAACGUCGUCGUCAAGGGCACCAUGGCGAACGUCAAGGUGAUCAAGACGCCGGAGAGGAAUCCGAACAGCGUGGAUCACGAGGAGGGAUCGGACCACGGCGUCUCCGCCGACGAGAACGCACGAAAGUCGAGCGGGUCCAACGACACGGAGCACAGCGAUAGCACGGCAACGACGGUGAACGCUUCUACGAUAGCGGUGACAACGACGAUGACGACGACGGCGUCCUCGACGACGAUGUCCUCGUUGUCGAGCGAAAACGAAGAGACGAGCGUCGCUCGAGAAAACGGCAGCGCUAAUUCGAGAAACAGCGAGACGACGGAGGCUCACGUUCACGGAACCGGCAACGGCACCGUGACCGGAAACAACGAGCCCAGGCAAGGUUUGAACCUGAAGAUGAGCGCGAAGGAGCUCAGGGCUCAGCUGGCGGCACGGAAGAAGUACGAUCCCAAGAAGGAGUCGAUCGGCUUCAAGGACAAAUUCGACAUCGUUCAGAAACUUUAAUCGUUAAGUCGGCCGAUCAAGAAGAACGAACGAACACAAAAGAAAGAGAGAAAGAAACGAAAAUCGAAAGGAUACGGUAUCUCGAUCUAAAACCCACGGUGCUUCGUACUUUUCGGCGGUCCUUUCCGCUCCUUGCGUCUUCUCUCCUUCCGUCCGUCUCUGUCUCUCCCUCUCCCUCCGAUCGACCCUUCCCCUUUACUUCCCUCCUACUUACUCGUUAUUACGAACACGAGUCGAGUCCGUCGCCCAAAUUUUAUCUAGCGGUAGGAAGGCGCGUUAUCGAAAAGGAAGGUACACGUACGAUUACGUCCAUCCGGUCGUUGCGAUAAACUCGCGACGCGUUACGUUCGUUGGCUUUGUUAAUUAUCGUUUUAAGCGGGAAGAUCGCGUGAUGAAGGUACGCGGUAGAUACAGGUAUAGCAUAGGUAUGCGAGCGUAUGGGAAAAGAGAGAAAGGACGAACUGUCGCGUUCCCCGUUCGUAGAGGAUCCUCGCGAAUACGAAAAUCUCGUGAAUCGGUGUGGUACGAUGGGUGGAGAGAAACGAACGUUCGGUUGGUAACGCGAGUCCGGAUAUACGUAAUUACGAAGACACGGAUAAUUACGGUAAAUUCGUUCCCCGAAGAUGUUACCGCGAUUACCUACCAUUUUCGCGGCAAAAUACUUCCGGAUAUUCGUUCGUUAGGCAGCCUCCUACUCAUUUUCCUUUUCCCGUCUUUCGCAAUCGGUUUGUCGUUAAAAUCUAUUUUCUUUUUUUCCUUUCGUUUCUUUUUCAAAGCUUUGCAUCGUCGCCCGGGAGGGAGUCGAUAAAAGUCCCGAUAACGGUCGCACGUUGCGCCGAUUCUUAAUCAUCGUCCUAAAAACUCUCUCUUCGCGAGACUCGCCUCGUAAUGGGUAUCGUCGGCUCGAAGCCAUAGCCCCGGCCUUUCUCAAAUAUUCUUUCCAAGGACCGGCCGACUCCUCCUCCGCGGGAUAUCGAGGAAAGCGAUAUCGCCUUUGACGCAGAUCGUCCUUUAUGUUUUCUCCUUUACAAACUCUACGUCCACUCGCCUUUCCCACUUUCCUUUCCGGCCGUUACGAAAAGAAAUCUGCGUGUGGGUUGCGAAGAAACUGCGUUUCUCCGAUCAUCGGAUGGAAUUUUUCAUCGAUAAGAAAUAACGAUAACGCCAAUACAUUAUUACGAUUAUCGAGAUAGAAGGAAGUCGUGGAAACGUAAUAGAAAGUGUAAUAUGUAGUCCGCUAAUACAACGUGUCCUACAUGUCGAUAAAAUAGCAAGUAACGUGCGAUUGUAAAAAUGUUAUUACGACGAAAUGAGAUAACCGCGUUUUAGCGUAGCGAGUAACGCGAAUGCGCGUAAGAACGCGAACGUACGAUACUGAGAAUACAAUAUUUUUCGCGUAGUUGGUUACACGCUUGAAUCGAGACUCGAGGAGAGUCGUAGGAGCGUAUAUAAAAGUUAGCUUUACGUCUGACUCUACGUUGCUAAAUAUUACGACGACACGUUGUGCAACAUUCAAUUAUCGUUAUCGUCGUUGGUACGCGCUCACCUGCAUCUAACCCGAGUCAGAGACGCGAUUCCUACUCGCGGCGCGUACCGACGACUUUUCGUCGUUUCCCUUUCUUCGAAAUCUCCAAAAUGGCAUCAUGAUUUCUUAGUUCCGAAUAGGUACGAAUAGACUCUUAUAGAUUUUACGCGCCGGAUAAUUUUCACGCAAAUUCCCUUCCACGAUUACUUGUUACGCCAGCCGUCGUCCUUUCCAGCGACGUCAGCGCAACGUUAGAUCGUCCCGAUCGUUCCAUCGUUCGAGCCCAUACGCUUGUAGCGAUCGUACGUACUCGUUAAGCGACGAGAUUGCGCACUCGCGUCGGCACGUAGUACUCGAUGACAUUAGACCAUUACUCCAAAUACCGUUAAGCCGACGCGUCUUCGACUCUUGUACGUUCGCGCAAAGGAUCGCCUUCAAGGAUCGCCGAUCGUGAAUGGAAUUUUAAUGCGCGAGGUCGUUGUUUGCAUCAUCGAUCAUCGCCGAUUAGCGUUACGUGCGAGACGCGAUGCACGAAAAAAGGGCGUACGCGUAUGGGUUCGUUAGUUCGGUAAGGAUUUUUUCUUGUUUUUUGUUUUUUUUUUUUUUAUUAUCGAGAGUUACGCACGUCGCGUCGUUUCGAUCUCGCCAAGCGCGCGUAAAGUCGGGGUUCCUAAGGAGACGUUGUCGCACGGAUAGAUUAAAGUCGAUCUAGAUGCCUACCUUAUCGACGUUAGGAAGGACACGGUGACCGCCAUCGUUACGACACCGUUGUAUAAACGCUAUAGAAUUUUUCGACGAGGUAAACCGUACCACAUGGCUCCUCCUCGGCUAAUCCUCCUAAUCGUAUAGCUCUAAUCGUCUCGUAAUAACACACGUUCGCACGUUAAUCAUCACGUUUUCUGCAAUACGUUUGAUCGUUGUAAAAUGUAAAUAUUAGAAGUCGUGUGCCAGUUUCGGUGCAACGAUCACGAGGAAAGGGUGGAUGCUACGAAGAAACGUCGAUGCAAAUUCAACGUUAUUAUUAUUAUUUUUUUUUUUUCAAUCUCACUGUUUAUUUUAUCUCUUACUACCCAACGGUCAAUAGUUACUCGCUACUUUUCAAGUAAAGAUCGUAACGGAUCGGAUAGAUUCGAGAAACGAUGUAUAUUUUGUUUUGAAAAAAUCGUAAUCUUUUCUAUCGAUUGGUUGCACCGAACUUUUAAAAUGUAUAUAAUUAUAAGCACAUAUACAUACGCACGUUUUUUUUUCUUCCGUUCUUCCCGCAAGAAUGGAACGUGCACGUUGUUACGGUUAUCGAGCACAUAAAGAUGUUGAUUACGUUAGUUUAAGUUUACUAUUUUCUUGUUCGAUUAUAAGACUUAGUUAUUGUGUUACUCAUUGUAGUACGCGUUCGCGCGUACCCGUCUAUUUACAUAAAACGUCGAUGUACGUGUUAUUA